AUGAUUCGAUAUCUUUCCACAUGGUCCGGCACCGACAAGUGCCUCAUGCUCACCCAAUACUCUUCCAAGCUGGUGAUCGUGCUGCUCAACCUUCAAUACGCAUUGCGGCUCCGCAUGCUCGGUAUCCGAUCGACCAAGUCUUCCUCUGCCGCACAACGGAUUCAGAAGCUGAGCUCGCUCAUCAGCGAUGCCAGGGUGCUGUAUCGAAUCUGGGGUAUUCUGCCCAUCUUCAAGUGGAUGAUCGGACUCGAAAGGUCUCCACCACCGACGAGACUGCUGCACAAUAUCGAGCGCAUCCAGGGCUGGUCCAUGCUCGCAUACUGCCCCAUGGAGGCUAUCGCGUAUCUCGGCAGCCACGGCAUCGUCCCUGUGCCAGAUGCAAUUCAGAACGCCUUCUGGCUGUGGGGUUCUCGAUUCUGGGCACUCUACGUCGGACUUCAGCUCCUCCAUCUCGUCGAAGACAACCGAUUGCUCCGACUUCGUGCAAAGGCGCUCGAACGCUCGCGCGGUCAUCCAACACCGAACAAGAUCCAGCUCAACGCCAACGGCCACCUUCCACCUUCGGGAGCAUCCACACCAGCGCUCACUGAAAAGUCGGACGUCACAUCGCAGGAGCAAGUCAUCACGCGCAGGAUGUGGGACGAGCUGGACGAUCGAAAAGCAGCCAUCCUCAACGAGCUGUGGGUCAACCUGGGUUAUUUGCCUCUAACGAUUCACUGGUCUUGUGCAAAAGGCUUGAUCUCGGAGGGUUGGGUCGGAUUGUUCGGUACCAUUGCGGCAAUGGCUGGUUUGCGGUCCGGAUGGAAGAAUGCGGCUGCUCCGCCGAUCCCACCUGCGUAG
Molecule: messenger RNA, 840 nt
Organism: Pseudozyma hubeiensis SY62
Lineage: Eukaryota; Fungi; Basidiomycota; Ustilaginomycetes; Ustilaginales; Ustilaginaceae
Exons: 1
Coding region: 1-840 (279 amino acids)
Biological process (GO): peroxisome fission
Cellular component (GO): peroxisomal membrane
Source: RefSeq, a predicted model, not a curated record